Messenger RNA from Fukomys damarensis (Damara mole-rat), 1539 nucleotides. RefSeq names its product dehydrogenase/reductase 3 (gene Dhrs3). Bases 419 to 1327 code for a protein of 302 amino acids. Gene Ontology annotation, cellular component: lipid droplet. Lineage: Eukaryota; Metazoa; Chordata; Mammalia; Rodentia; Bathyergidae. Gene Ontology annotation, molecular function: oxidoreductase activity, acting on the CH-OH group of donors, NAD or NADP as acceptor. The record is from RefSeq and is a predicted model, not a curated record. The transcript is spliced from 6 exons.
AACUCCUCUGUCAGUCUGUAAACAUUACCUGAGAAUUCCCCAGCCGAAACGGCUGCUGGGGCAAGAAACUUCUUGUCAGAACGUCCCACCUCCAGCUUCCCCGCCACCCUUCGCUCCGUCCCAACCUACGGAGACGUGUUUUGCUUGUGUGUGUGUGUGUGUGUGUGUUUUGUUUUGUUUUUUUUUUCUCCUCCCAAGGAGGAUUUCUCUUUCUUUGAAUUUUUUUUUUUUAAAUUUCACCCCCUUUUCUCACCCGGUGCUUUGCUUUGGUGGAGAGGUCAUUGCAAGAGUGACCAGGUGGGACGCCUCUCUCCUCCGUAUUCGGGUUAUUGAUUAUUGUUUGGGGUGUUUUUUUCUCGAUUCCUGUUUUGCUCGGUCCGGGGAGUUUCGUCCCCUGCCCGGCUCCGCGGCGCAUAGGAUGGUGUGGAAAUGGCUGGGCGCCUUGGUGCUGUUCCCCCUGCAGAUGAUCUAUCUGGUGGCGAAAGCAGCCGUCGGACUCGUGCUGCCCGCCAAGCUGCGGGAUCUGUCCCGGGAGAACGUCCUCAUCACCGGCGGAGGGCGAGGCAUCGGGCGCCAGCUGGCCCGAGAGUUCGCGGAGCGCGGCGCCAGAAAGAUUGUUCUCUGGGGCCGGACUGAAAAAUGCCUGAAGGAGACAAUGGAGGAGAUUCGGCAGAUGGGCACUGAGUGCCACUACUUCAUCUGUGAUGUGGGCAACCGGGAGGAGGUAUACCAGACGGCCAAAGCAGUCCGGGAGAAGGUGGGUGACAUCACCAUCCUAGUGAACAAUGCCGCCGUGGUCCACGGGAAGAGCUUGAUGGACAGUGACGACGACGCCCUCCUCAAGUCCCAGCACAUCAACACCCUGGGCCAGUUCUGGACCACCAAGGCCUUCCUGCCUCGCAUGCUGGAGCUGCAGAAUGGCCACAUCGUGUGCCUCAACUCUGUGCUGGCGCUGUCUGCCAUCCCCGGAGCCAUCGACUACUGCACUUCCAAAGCAUCGGCCUUCGCCUUCAUGGAGAGCCUGACCCUGGGGCUGCUGGACUGUCCAGGCGUCAGCGCCACCACUGUUCUUCCCUUUCACACCAGCACAGAGAUGUUCCAGGGCAUGCGGGUCAGGUUCCCCAACCUCUUCCCCCCGCUGAAGCCAGAGACGGUGGCCCGGAGGACAGUGGAGGCUGUGCAGCUCAAUCAGGCCCUCCUCCUGCUUCCGUGGACCAUGCACAUCCUCAUUAUUUUGAAAAGCAUACUCCCACAGGCUGCACUGGAGGAGAUCCACAGAUUCUCAGGAACCUAUACCUGCAUGAACACUUUCAAAGGACGGACAUAGAGGCCAGAGACGGAGACGCGUUCAAGGAGCCAUGGAGGCUGAGGGGCCCACAGUGCCCGGGUACACACGCAUGCCUGUCUGUCGGCACAUUCCUACUCGGUGAGCAGGUCUGCUGCUGUUCCUGGCAAUGACUCUCAGCCCCUCAAGUCAGCCCCAGGACCUUUGCACAGGACAGAUGGGUACAACUCUGACCUCCACGGGGAGGCAAGAAA